AUGGCUCCUGGAAAUGGGUCUUUUGUGACUCAGUUCAUUUUGAUGGGAUUAACAGACCAACCAGAUCUCCAUCUCCCCUUAUUCUUCCUGUUCCUAGGAAUGUAUACAGUCACUGUGACAGGGAAUUUGAAUUUGAUAAUCUUAAUUUUGCUAAAUUCACAUCUACACACCCCCAUGUACUUUUUCCUCUUUAACUUGUCCUUCAUAGAUCUCUGUUAUUCUUCUGUGUUUACACCCAAAAUGCUGAUUAACUUAUCAAAGAAGAAUAUUAUUUCUUACAUGGGGUGCAUGACUCAGCAGUUCUUUUUCUUUCUUUUUUUUUUUUUUGUAAUUUCUGAAAUCUAUGUGCUGAUAUCAAUGGCCUCUGACCGCUAUGUAGCUGUCUGUAACCCACUCUUGCAUAAUGUUGUUAUGUCCCCAAAAGUGUGUUCCAGGCUUAUGUUUGGUUCCUCGCUUGGUUCCUACUUGAUGGCAUUUUCUGGUGCCAUGGCUCACACUGGAUGCAUGCUGAGACUGACCUUCUGUGAUGCCAGUAACAUCAACCAUUAUUUCUGUGACAUCCACCCUCUACUGCAACUCUCCUCCACAAGUACUUUCAUCAAUGAACUUGUAGUUUUCUUCGUGGCAGGCAUCAAUAUAAUUGUGCCCAACAUUGCCAUCUUUGUCUUUUAUGGUCUCAUUUUCUCCAACAUCUUUCAUAUCAGCUCCACGGAAGGCAGGUCCAAAGCCCUAAGCACCUGCAGUUCUCACAUAAUUGCCGUUUCUCUGUUCUUUGGGUCAAUGUCAUUUAUGUAUCUCAAACCAUCUUCUGCUGGGUCUAUGGAUGAUAGAAGAAUUUCUUCUGUCUUUUGCACUAAUGUGGUUGCUAUGAUGAACCCGUUAAUCUACAGCUUUAGAAAUAAAGAUGUGAAAACAGCUCUGAGAAAAACUGUAGAUGGAAUUCAGUUUUGA
Messenger RNA from Capra hircus (goat), 951 nucleotides. Its product is annotated as olfactory receptor 8B3-like. NCBI's taxonomy places the organism in Eukaryota, Metazoa, Chordata, Mammalia, Artiodactyla, Bovidae. Gene Ontology annotation, biological process: sensory perception of smell; G protein-coupled receptor signaling pathway. Gene Ontology annotation, cellular component: membrane. Gene Ontology annotation, molecular function: odorant binding; G protein-coupled receptor activity; olfactory receptor activity. The record is from RefSeq and is a predicted model, not a curated record.